Platichthys flesus (European flounder) is the source of this 1861-nucleotide messenger RNA. Its product is annotated as zinc finger protein 862-like. Bases 1 to 1758 code for a protein of 585 amino acids. Gene Ontology annotation, molecular function: protein dimerization activity. The transcript is spliced from 9 exons. The record is from RefSeq and is a predicted model, not a curated record. Lineage: Eukaryota; Metazoa; Chordata; Actinopteri; Pleuronectiformes; Pleuronectidae.
AUGGAGCAUGAGGCCAUAAUUGGUGGUUUUAAAUGCCUUUACUGGCUUGUCAAGCACGAGAUUGCACACCACACCAACUACCCUGCAUUGCUUGAUCUGGCAGACCUUCUAGGUUGCGAAUAUUUUUCCAAAUUGAGGAUUGAUCAAAGAACCAACUACAGGUCCCACAAAAUUGUGGACGACAUGCUGCAGAUUUUGGCCGAAGUGGUGGACGAGCCCAUUUCAGCAGCAAUCAAAACCUCAAAGGCUGUAGGCCUGGAAAUAGAUGAGUCCACAGACAUUUCAGUCUUAAAACAACUGGACAUUCAUGUCAGGUAUACUGACAAAGAAGGGCAGCUCUUCUGCCAGUUCCUGGAUCUGGUAUCCAUACCAGAUGGCAUGGCAAGAACCAUUGCCGAGGCAGUGAAGGAAGUCAUUAUAGAAAAGGGAAUUCCUCAGGAUCGGAUUUAUGGCCUUGGCACGGACGGAGCAGCAGUCAUGACCGGAAAACAUAAUGGCACAGCCAAAUUACUGGCCGACACCUGGCCAGGAUUAGUGACAGUGCAUUGUGCUGCUCAUCGCCUCGCCCUCGCUUGCAAGGAUGCUGCAGAUGGAGUGCCCUACAUGAAGACCUUCAGAAAGCACCUGCAAGAUCUUUAUCUUUAUUUUAGGAAUAGUGCAAACCGCACUAGUGCCCUCAAAGCAGCUGCCAGUGUUCUCCAAGUAGCCGCCCUCAAAGUGACAGAGGUUAAGGACACUAGGUGGCUGUCUCAAGAAAAGGCCAUUUCCAAUCUGCAACGGAAUCUGCCUGCAGUGCUUGCAACACUUGCGGAGGAGGCAGAUCUAAAGAAGGACCCGGUGGCAAGAGGGUUAUACACAUACUGUGCAACGUACAGAUUUGUUGCAGCUGUACAUCUCCAGGCUGACAUCCUGCCCCACCUGGCCCGGCUCUCCAAAUUAUUCCAAAAAGAAAAUGUGAACUUCAUGGCAAUUAAGAACCAUGUUCCUGUCACAAUUGAGACACUGAGGCAAAUAAAGGCAGCAGGUGACAAGCAACCUGAGGGCUCCUUUUUGGCUCAGGUCAAUGAAAAGGUCAACAACCUUAACAUUGACGCAGAGGAAGAGAGGGUGAGACGUGACAGAGGUCAGCCCACAUCUACCGGGAGGUUUUGGACAAAGUUUCAGAACGAGGUCAUGGACCCCUACAUCGACCGUCUCGUGGAACACCUGGAGCUGAGGUUCCAGCAAGUGAGCAUUCUGGGUGCCUUCAACGCUCUGGGACCACCAGGUCCACAAGCUGACGAGGGUCAGGCCAUCUCGGACCUUAAGAUGUUGGCGAAGCAGUUUCAGGUCAUUCAAGAGAUGCCACUGCUCCAUGAGUGGCAAAGCUUCAAAGUGCUUGUGACUACUGGAAUAUUAAAAGACAAAUCCCAACUGGAAAUAAUGAAGGCAAUGACAUCUCAGUAUGAUGAGCUACAUCAGCUGUAUCCAAACCUGUCCCUCCUGUCAGCGAUCGCGCUCACGAUACCAGUGGCAAGUGUCAAUUGUGAGCGAGAUUUUUCUGCCAUGAAUAGGAUAAAGACAGACCUGCGAAACAGGCUGCAGGGCAAGAGUCUUACAGCCUGCAUGAAGAUCAGCAUCAAUGGCCCACCAGUGUCUAAGUUUAAUUUCAGCAGGGCGCUGGAACUGUUCUUUGCACAGCCACGCAGAAUAGCAUGCACUGAUGCCUCUUGUCAGCUGUGCCGCAAAUCAGAAGAUCCAGAAAGGAACUGUAAAUAGUUGAAUUUGCCCUUUUAUGUGCAUACAAAAGUUAAGUGUAUUGUCCAUUAUUUGUAUUUAAUUUGCACUGUUCUUUAAUUUUAUUUUGUAGUGUCUGCAUGUU